UCAGAGUUAUCGAAAGAAAGCAAUCAUAGUUCCCCUUUUAAAGAGAGAAAUUUGAUGGAUUAGUUAGUCAACUAAACUUCUCUUUUUUGUAGUACUUUUGUUAUGGUAGAAUUAGCAAAGUCUAGUCCACAUUUAGCGUUUAAGAUCGAACUGCUGCAAGGAGACAGGCGUACACCGGAGGAGAGGGACGAGUUGGGCGCUCCCGCACCCGCCACAGCCACCAGGAAGCGCCGCCAUGUCUACUAACGUUCCAUCCGACGGGUGGCUUGUCUACGACGAAAGCAACAACAGCUACGACCUGAACACGAGGAUCCUGAAGACGGCCGUCAUCUGCUUAGCUGCCGCCCUAGUCGUCAUGGUCUUCCUCCACCUCUACGUCCGCCACUUCCUCCUAAAUCGGCGCCGGUCCGGUGGCCUCACCACCAGCCACUCCCUCCGCUUCUACGUGAAUAACCCCGCUAACGACGAGCCCGGCAACGAGGGGCUCGAUUCCACUGCCAUCUCCGCCCUCCCGACGCAUCCUUAUCGAAUGGCGGGCGAGCGUGGCGGCUGCCAAGACGAAGGGCGACGGGCGGAGUGCGCCAUUUGCCUGAGCGCAGUGGAGGAAGGGGAGACGGUGAGAGCGCUGCCCAGCUGCAAGCACCUGUUCCAUGUCGGCUGCGUCGACAUGUGGCUGGGCUCCCACUCCACAUGCCCAGUGUGUCGGACGGCCGUGGAUCAUCCACCGAACACCACAGUCGAUGUCGACGAGGCAUCCACCGUGCCACCUGCAAGAGAUACGCAGGACCCGUCGGGGGCAGCUCCGGCGUCUCAGGAAAGCACACCGUCGGGACGGAAGGACUCGGUCUCGGCAUCCUCGCGACUGAGUUCGUCGUUUAGGAUGAUGUUGAGCUGGGAAAGGUCAACAGCGAGGAGGGCUCAAGGGGAAGGGUUGGAAGACAUGGAGAGACAGUGAAAACCUCAUAUGUUACUUGUUUCACAUGCACAAUGCAUUUACUCCAUACUUGUUGGAUUACAUUUCUCUCUUUCUUUA
Messenger RNA from Musa acuminata subsp. malaccensis (wild Malaysian banana), 1033 nucleotides. Its product is annotated as E3 ubiquitin-protein ligase ATL41-like. NCBI's taxonomy places the organism in Eukaryota, Viridiplantae, Streptophyta, Magnoliopsida, Zingiberales, Musaceae. The record is from RefSeq and is a predicted model, not a curated record.